GGUUCGUUAUAAUUCUCACUAAUCCCAGUAAAUAUCACAAGCACUUUCAUAUGACCCGGUGGAGAGAAGGCUAUUGCGGACCUCUGUAGAAGAAAUAACCAAUAAAAUACAAACAAAUGUCGACUCUUAAUGUUCGAGUCACCACCAUGGACGCUGAGCUUGAGUUUGCUAUCCUACCCAGCACCACCGGAAAGCAGCUCUUUGACCAGAUUGUGAAGACUAUCGGGCUGAGGGAGACCUGGUUCUUUGGCCUACAGUACCAGGACAGUAAAGGCUUCUCCACCUGGCUCAAACUCAACAAGAGGGUUACUGCCCAGGACGUGAGGAGAGAGAGCCCUCUUCUGAUCAAGUUCAGAGCCAAGUUUUACCCUGAGGACGUUGCAGAAGAGCUAAUCCAGGAGGCCACGCAACGACUCUUCUUCCUUCAGGUGAAGGAGGGCAUCCUGAACGACGACAUCUACUGCCCCCCCGAGACGGCAGUGCUGCUGGCCUCCUACGCCGUCCAGACCAAGCAUGGAGACUACCGGAAGGACUACCACGUCUCUGGAUACCUCACCCGAGACAAGCUGCUGCCACAAAGAGUUCUGGAGCAGCACAAGCUGAACAAGGAAGAAUGGGAGGAGAGGAUCCAGGUGUGGCACCAGGAGCACAAGGGAGUGCUGAGGGAGGACGCCAUGGUGGAGUACCUGAAGAUAGCUCAGGACCUGGAGAUGUACGGGGUGAACUAUUUCAGCAUCAAGAACAAGAAAGGCUCGGAGCUGUGGCUGGGAGUGGACGCCCUGGGGCUCAACAUCUACGAGAAGACCGACAAGAUGACCCCCAAGAUAGGCUUCCCUUGGAGUGAGAUCCGGAACAUCUCCUUCAACGACAAGAAGUUUGUCAUUAAGCCCAUCGACAAGAAAGCCCCGGACUUUGUGUUCUACGCUCCUCGUCUGCGGAUCAACAAGCGCAUCCUGGCGCUGUGUAUGGGGAACCACGACCUGUACAUGAGGAGGAGGAAGCCCGACACUAUAGAGGUGCAGCAGAUGAAGGCCCAGGCCCGCGAGGAGAAGAACAAGAGACAGAUGGAGAGAGCCCUGCUGGAUAGUGAAAAGAAGAAGCGGGAGAAUGCUGAGAAGGAGACAGAGAAGAUCGCCAGGGAGACCAUGGAGCUGAUGCAGAGACUGAGAGUGAUCGAGGAGCAGACCAAGAGAGCCCAGGACGAGCUGGAGGAGCAGACCCGCCGGGCCCUGGAGCUGGAGAGGGAGAGGACGUUUGCCCAGGAGGAGGCUGAGAGGCUGGAGAAGGACCGACAGACCGCCGAGGACGCCAAGGCUUCCCUACUGCAGCAGUCAGAGAGCCAGGUCAAGAACCAGGAGAACCUGGCCACUGAGCUGGCCGAGCUGACCUCUAAGAUCUCCCGCCUGGAAGAUGCCAAGAAGAAGAAGGAGGAUGAGGCAAAGAAAUGGCAGAAAAGGGCGGUCAUGGUGGAGGUAGAUCUGGAGCGGACCAAAGAGGAGCUGAAGACUAAAGUGAUCGGCGUCCACAUCCAGGACUCCCACGUGGACGAGCACGACGAGACGGACGAGAGCAGCGCCGAGGCCAGCGCCGAGCUCACCGCGCCGGGCACGCUGCGAGACCGCAGCGAGGAGGAGCGGGUGACGGAGGCCCAGAAGAACGAGAGGCUACAGAAGAGCCUGAAGGCCCUGAGCUCGGAGCUCGCCAGCACCCGGGACGAGAGCAAGAAGACGCCCAACGACCUAAUCCACGCCGAGAACGUGAAGGCAGGCCGCGACAAAUACAAGACCCUGCGCCAGAUCCGCCAAGGCAACACCAAACAGCGCAUUGACGAGUUUGAGUCCAUGUGAGAGGUACAUAAGGAGAGAGAAAGAGAGAGAGAGAGACAGAGAGAGAGAGAGAGAGAGAGAGAGAGAGAGAGAGAGAGAGAGAGAGAGAGAGAGAGAGAGAGAGAGAGAGAGAGAGAGAGAGAGAGAGAGAGAGAGAGAGAGAGAGAGAGAGAGAGAGAGAGAGAGAGAGAGAGAGAGAGAGAGAGAGAGAGAGAGAGAGAGCUAUGUGUAAAGACCAACGUGUCAUUAGAUUGUGUUCUGUCUUUGUAAACAAGGCAGGCAGGCACAGUCUUAGUAAUGUCACAGGCUGAAUUCUAAUAUAACAACACUUGUAUAUUCUAUUCAAUUACACAUGUAUUUCUCACUAUGUAACAAGUGAAUAACUUACUGACCUACUGAUCUUAGUGAUGCAUUUAUAUGAAGUGGGAUUAGCAAGAUGCAACCUGAAAAUAGAUAUCCACUGACUAACAACAUGCCUUCACUGUAUAUUGUAAUGAAUACUGUACAUCUUUCUUGUGUGCAAUGUCUCAUGAGAAAUCAAAUCAUCAGUCCCUGGAAGUCAAGUCCUGGUGUGGACAUGGAUUUGAAGUUUGUGUUAUUGAAAUCUAGAAAUUGACAAUGAUUGCUAAUAGCGUAGAACAUGUUAUUGU
Osmerus eperlanus (European smelt) is the source of this 2476-nucleotide messenger RNA. RefSeq names its product moesin-like. Bases 117 to 1847 code for a protein of 576 amino acids. The record is from RefSeq and is a predicted model, not a curated record. The transcript has 14 exons. Gene Ontology annotation, molecular function: actin binding; cell adhesion molecule binding. Gene Ontology annotation, cellular component: apical part of cell; microvillus; cytoskeleton. Gene Ontology annotation, biological process: regulation of cell shape; positive regulation of protein localization to early endosome; regulation of organelle assembly. NCBI's taxonomy places the organism in Eukaryota, Metazoa, Chordata, Actinopteri, Osmeriformes, Osmeridae.